Molecule: messenger RNA, 303 nt
Organism: Amoebophrya sp. A120
Lineage: Eukaryota; Dinophyceae; Syndiniales; Amoebophryaceae
Source: the annotation of a GenBank genome assembly
AGAUCAUGGCCCGCGCAGCCUUUCGCCUCUGUUGACCGCGCAGCAUUUCAUUUGUAUGGGGCAUUUAUGAAGCAGAGAGCGCCAAAUUGUGUAGGUGCUAAUGUGAAGUUUAGCCGUUUUCGCCUCCCAGUGUUUUGCAGAAAAAUUUUCCGGUGAAGAGGGGGGGGCUUUUCCGAUCCAUGGCUUUAAAUGGAUAUCCAUCUCAAAGUCUAACCAGUUUCUGUUUUCAUGCAAGUUUUUCGCUAGUAUGCACGAUUUUCAAAAAGGAAACGCAUUAACAUUUUACAAAGCGGAAGCGGCCGC